Molecule: messenger RNA, 1314 nt
Organism: Momordica charantia (bitter melon)
Lineage: Eukaryota; Viridiplantae; Streptophyta; Magnoliopsida; Cucurbitales; Cucurbitaceae
Source: RefSeq, a predicted model, not a curated record
GCUAUAGUUAAACACAGUAAUCCGGAUUUCCAAGCCGGACUUCAUUCUGUCCUCCUUCUCCCCCAAUUCUCCCCUCUAGGGUUUCCGAUUUGCCAAGCACCAGUAUGGCUUUGCAGACUGGAGUAGGGCUUUCCAAGAUCCUGAUCCUGGUUGGAGCUGGCUACACUAGUACGAUCCUGCUUAAGAAUGGUAAAAUGUCGGAUGUGUUGGGUGAACUUCAGACCUUGGUUAAGGGCUUAGAGAAGUCUGGGGAGCAAUCCGAGGGUGAUUCUGACUACUCUGAUGCCAUUGCUGCUCAGGUGCGUCGAUUGGCUAUGGAGGUUCGACAGCUCUCCUCAUCACGCCAAAUCACCAUUCUUAAUGGAAACUCUGGGCAUAUUGGUAAUUUAUCAUCUCUCAUAAUUCCAGCUGCUACUUUGGGUGCCUUGGGAUAUGGAUACAUGUGGUGGAAGGGAUUUUCAUUCUCAGACCUUAUGUAUGUUACAAAGCGCAAUAUGGCUAAUGCUGUGUCAAACUUAACUAAGCAUUUGGAGAAUGUAUCAGAGGCCCUUGCUGCUACAAAGAGGCAUUUGACACAGCGGAUCGAAAACUUGGAUGAUAAGAUGUUGAAGCAGAAUGAGCUUUCAAAAUUGAUUAAAGAUGAUGUAUCAGGAGUUCAAAAAUCUCUUUCUGAGAUUGACUUUGACUUGGGCCAAUUGCAAAACUUGGUUUCUGGUUUGGAUGGGAAACUAUCUUCUCUUGAAUAUAAGCAGGAACUUGCAAAUGUUGGUGUAUUGUACUUGUGCAACUUUGUUGAUGGAAAGCAGGGGAAAAUGCCUGAAACUUUAAAGGAGCAGCUUAAACUUCCAGGCAAGACUCAGGGUCUGCUGACUCAUAUGGAAACUCCUAAUCUGAAAGGUCUUAAGGAACUUACUGAUACGCUAUCCCGAGGUUUUACAGAAGACCAGCCAAGAGCACUGCUCAGGUCCACAUCAACUAGAUGUUGUUAAUGAGAAGAGAGAGAUUGACUGCUGUGCACCCUCCUGUGUUGAUUCUACCAUCAUUACAUAUUUGUUUAAGUUGUGUAUCUUAUAUAAUCCAAGGAGGCGUUCUGUUAGCAUUGUCUUAUAUGCAAUAUCUCAUUUUUCCUCAAAUUUCCGAAUAGUUCAUGUUGGCAAUGAGUAAAAUACCAUGCUAUGUUAGGACAUUUUGAGGUGUGAUUACUGCUUCACACAAAUAAACUUUACUAUUGAGAAAUUCAAUUUACUUCCAGAUUCUACAAAACCAAUGAUAUGUAAGGGUCGUGGAACAAAAUUUUGCCCUGUUAGUCUGUAA